GUUGUUGAUCGUUGCUCACGUUGCUGCAGGGGCUAGUGUGCAAGAUAGAGGAGAGAACCUAUAAUAUACGGAAGAUUAGGAACCCCUGUUGCUAUCAUCGGGAUGUGUUGUCAUGGUGAUGGAGGAUUAGAGCCAAGAUUGAUGUUGCUUCAUCUCAACCAGGCAACGGUUUCAGAAUGGAUGGUGCAGAGUUGUAUUGUUUUGAAGACUUUGAGAGUCAACUUUCUCCUGGAGAGCAUCUGGAUGACACUAAGAACACAGAUGGCCAGUGUGGAAACAAAAACCUCAGAAACGGCUCUGGCGAGGAUAAAUUCAGGAUUCGAACCAGGACAGACCACCCAGAUCAACGGUUGAGAGUGGCACAGAGAGAAACCAGCGGGGUUGAACAGCAUGUCAAGAACGCUGAUAAGCCCAGUGUCAAACUGGGUCAUGGCAACAAUCACCAACGACAACAGGAUGGACGGUUAGAUCAUCCUGGCUUCCUGGGGAAAUCCCAGGGCUAUGGGCCGACAAGGCAGGGUGGUGUCACUGCCGUCAAACAAAGGAUUCUACAAAGAGGAAAGACUGUGGAUGGACCAGAAGCCAGCCACGUUGGCGCUGUGGGAUCCAACCGGUUCAGACCAGGGCACUUAGUGAGGACUCAGUCGACUGAUGAAGGAAAAGAAAUACACAGGGGUCCCAGGGAGUCACUGAACUAUUCUGACAGAAGGAUUUUGCAGGUUAAUGACCAAAGAAUUAGUAAAGGUGUGAGCAAAAAGACAAAUUCUGUUACUGAAAUGGAAUCAGGAAAUAGUGCCUGCAUGAACGGUGACAGCAUGCACAGGGGAAGCACAGCAGUAUCCGAAAGCGCUGCCCUCUUGGAUCACGUGGAUAAGUUGAGCGUGAGAGCCAGACCAGACACGAACCUCCAAAACAAAAAGAUGCGGGAGGGUCCUCCAGUGACGGCACUGCGACCAGGUCGGUCGGGAAGCCCUCGCAGUUGGAAUUUUGCCACUCAGAGCAUCGUCCCCCGAUUUGCCAACAGGGAAGACUCGGAGAUUCUGACUGCUAUCCGAAAGAGCCCUACCUUCAAGGGUCCCAGUGACGAACGCAGACGACCUCUGGUGACAAACUGCAGUAUAGAUAGUGCAAUGGACCAACAAUUGUCAGACAAUGCACCAUAUAUUGCCAACAGUGUCGCUUCAAGUGCUGAUUGCCUCUUGUCCGACAAACAGGACAGCAUCAGUAUUUUUGGCCCCGGAGAUCUCAUUAAAGAUGUCAUAGCUAAGACUGGAUCCAUCCAUUCUGAGAUACCCACUGCUCUGCUGGAUCCUACAGAAGAAAGUGAAGUGAAAUUUGAUGGGCGGCUUCAAAGCAUCUCGAGUCGUGAUGUUGCACCAGGUCUGCCUCCGUCAGGCAGAGGAAAGAAGGUCUCAACCAAACCUCCUAGAAGCCGAGAUGCUUGCACUGCUGAGGGUCUCUGUGACUGUGGAGAAGGUUUUAAUCAAAGUGAGAACACCCACAAGCCCGUCUGUCGGUCACUGACAGCACCAGCUAUAUCAGUCCCACCUGCAGAGGAUGAACCAAGUAAACCGCUCCCAAGACCCAAGCCUCCUCUAGGACCGAGAGUGUCUGCUCCCAUGCUGGGAAUCUCUAGUGCAGGUAAGUCUUCUUCUGGUUGUGUUUCUAGACCUUUUCACACUAUCAUCUCGCCUACUUGUACAUGUGUACAAUGUGUUGAAAUUAACACAGGCAGGGGCAUCGGGGGGAGGGGGGAUGUGACAACAAAUUUGUUGAUAGAAGAGUAG
Patiria miniata (bat star) is the source of this 1787-nucleotide messenger RNA. RefSeq lists its product as uncharacterized. Bases 177 to 1787 code for a protein of 536 amino acids. The record is from RefSeq and is a predicted model, not a curated record. The transcript is spliced from 4 exons. NCBI's taxonomy places the organism in Eukaryota, Metazoa, Echinodermata, Asteroidea, Valvatida, Asterinidae.